AUCCUGGCUAUAAAAAGCCAGAGCAGCCCCGUGUCCCCUCUGCAGGAGCUCAGUCCCUCCCAGAGGAAGCGGCCGCGGCCCCAGCUGCGUCCCCACAGUGCCUGGCCGGGUCCUUGGGGAGUCUCUGCCCACCAUGGAGCUCCUGCCACUGCUGCUGGUGCUGCUGGCUGUCACCCCGGCCACUGGCAUCCAGGAGGUGGCACUGGACAUGGCCCCCAACGCCUUCGAUGACCAGUACCGGGACUGCCGGAGCAAAAUGUUGGAUGCUCUGCCGAACCUCAACCGCUCCGAGUUCACCACCAACGGCACCUUCGCCACAGCCUGGGCCGAGGCUGCUGCCAGCUGGGACCACCACCUGGGGUCUCUGAAACGGCAGGAAGAGGCCAUCGCCCUCCUGGCAUAUACGUUGGAGACAGAUUUGUACAAGGAGUUCAACAGGGCUGUGCCCGUGGCCGGGCGCUCCCGCCAGGAAUAUCUGGACAACUUCCCCUUCAAGGUGGUGCAUUUCCUGCUGACCGAGGCCCUGGAUGACCUGCGGGAUGCCCAGACCCACCCUCGCUGCCUCCACGUGUACAGGGGGGUCCGAG
This is a messenger RNA of Empidonax traillii (willow flycatcher), 587 nucleotides long. Its product is annotated as erythroblast NAD(P)(+)--arginine ADP-ribosyltransferase-like. Gene Ontology annotation, molecular function: NAD+ poly-ADP-ribosyltransferase activity; NAD+-protein-arginine ADP-ribosyltransferase activity. The record is from RefSeq and is a predicted model, not a curated record. Lineage: Eukaryota; Metazoa; Chordata; Aves; Passeriformes; Tyrannidae. The annotation marks the transcript as partial. The transcript is spliced from 2 exons.